Messenger RNA from Ilex paraguariensis (yerba mate), 957 nucleotides. Lineage: Eukaryota; Viridiplantae; Streptophyta; Magnoliopsida; Aquifoliales; Aquifoliaceae. The record is from the annotation of a GenBank genome assembly.
AUGGACUAUUCUGUUAUUUAUGAAAAUCUACAGGCUUCACGAAGGAGUCACUCCUCGAAAGGUGUGGUUGGUAAGGUCUCAAAACAAGUUGCAUUGGCCUUUGUCCGCCGUACUCUUGCUAGAUGUCAAAAGUUUGAAGACGGUGGCACGAGUUGCUUUAGUGAGCCUAAUUUGCGGGAUGUUAUCUUCUCUGUGCUUCCAUCCAACACUGAUGUUAAUUCUGUUGAUUGUAUUGGCUCAAAGACCUCUGGUAGUAUGUAUAAUGAAGCACAGAGCCAUAAAGCAGAACCUAGGGGUUCAGCCACUGUUGCCGUUUCCAGUCCUUUUGAGAGAAACCAUUCUCGUAGUGAUAAUUUACUGAAUGAGGGGAAGAACAAGGAAGUGCUACUUGAUAAUAUACGUAGUGCUUCCUUAAAAUCAACAUCAGUUCUGGCCAGCACUGCCCUUUGUGAAGUGAAGGGAAAGAGAAGCGGGAGAGCGAGAGAUCAAAAUAGGAAUAUGUUGAUGAGCCAUCGUGUUUCUGGCACUGGUUGCCCAUCAGUAGGCACCUUCGGGAGUGACCACACAUCAAAAACAAAGCCCAGACAAAAUACAAAUCAUUCGUUCACUUCAGGAAAUGGAUGUCAGGACACAUUAAUGGAAGCAACAAAUCUUGCCUGCCCAUCAGUUAGUGAAUCCGAUCAAUCACUGGCUAAAGUUAGCAAUUCAUCGCGCAGAGAAGAAGGGCUUCCAUCUCCUGUUAACAUCACUCGGGAUUCAUCUAAAGAGGAAGAGGCUGCUGAUUUUGAAAUGUUGCGGCUAGAUGGAUUAGAAGAAAUAGGUGUGUCCGAUGAUCCUAGUGGGAUUCAAGAUCUCGGUACCUGGUUGAACUUUGAUGAAGAUGGCUUGCAAGAUCAUGACUCCAUAGGUCUUGAAAUACCCAUGGAUGACCUCUCAGAUUUGAAUAUGAUAAUGUAA